AUGGGAGGUGGCUUGCUCCAUAUUUUGCUGAAGGUGAUGGCUUCUUCCAGUGAAUUUCCGGGGUCUUCCAACGCUUGGAGGCAGCCGGUCUUGCUGUGUAUCAACCUGUCAGCAGUCUACGGGAGCUUCCAGUGUGGUUUAAAGAGACAUCAUGCAGCUAGAGAUAUGAUGUGUUGCGUUUUAUACGGAAGUCCACCGGAUAUCAUUUCGGGCACAACAAACAUUACUCUAUUGAUUGCCGCAGAGCCUAUCAUAGAAACACUAGUCAUGAAGAUGUUGGUGCAGUAUCUUGGUUCCUGCUUGCUGCAUAUAUCUUCCAUGGAGUCACACAUUACUGGAUUCCGGGACGUUGAGAGAUUUGAUGGCAUGGUAAGGGUGGAAAUUCCUCUCUCUCUCUCAAACGGAUAA
This is a messenger RNA of Aspergillus niger, 408 nucleotides long. RefSeq lists its product as hypothetical. Lineage: Eukaryota; Fungi; Ascomycota; Eurotiomycetes; Eurotiales; Aspergillaceae. The transcript is spliced from 3 exons. Bases 1 to 408 code for a protein of 135 amino acids. The record is from RefSeq and is a predicted model, not a curated record.